GCGCGCGCGCGCUAUGCACGGGGACACCUCAGUCCUCAUCAUGAGCACUUCGGGCUCGCGAGGAAGGCUUUUGGAGUCGGGGUUGCUGUAGUAUGCUCGCAGCGUGGAAUUUGUGCAGUUGAAUGCGUAACUUUGACUCGUGUAUCCUUUUCUUCCUCUUCUUGUUUUCUUUCGCCGUUACAGACAUUAGUGUGGAAACUGUGGAUGGGCACACAGGAGUGGGCUGCUGCCCACCAAGUCUGACUGUGUUUCGGAGGUGCUGAGAAGAAGAACAUGUAAGAAUCCGCAGGCAUCGCCGCAGAUCCUUUCGGAUUCACAGCCAAAAUGCAGAAAGGGAUGAGGCUCAAUGAUGGCCAUAUCACCUAUCUGGCUCUUUUGGCGAAGAAGGAUGGGACGAGGCGAGGUUGCCUGAGUAAGAAAAGCUCAGACAACACAAAAUGGCAUUCAAAGUGGUUCGCUUUGUUGCAGAAUAUGCUAUUUUAUUUCGAAAACGACUCCAGCUCACGCCCCUCCGGACUGUACCUGUUGGAGGGAUGCGUUUGUGACAGGGCGCCGUCACCGAAACCAUCUCUCUCAGCGAAGGAAUGCUUGGAGAAGCAGUACUACUUCACUGUCACGUUCAAUCAUGACAACCAGAAGGCUUUGGAGCUGCGCACAGAGGACGUCAAGGACUGUGAUGAGUGGGUGGCUGCCAUCACACAGGCCAGUUACAGGAACCUGGCUACAGAGCAUGAAACCCUCAUGCAGAAGUAUCUCCAUCUACUCCAAAUAGUGGAGACGGAGAAAACGGUUGCCAAGCAACUUCGACAACAGAUAGAGGAUGGGGAAAUCGAGAUAGAGCGGCUAAAAUCAGAGAUUGCUGGACUGCUCAAGGACAAUGAGAAGAUCCAGUCAAAUCCAGAGGUACCUCCCAGUGACGAUGACACCGAGAUCAAGAAGAUCAAAAAGGUUCAGAGUUUCCUGCGAGGCUGGAUUUGCCGCAGGAAGUGGAAAACCAUCAUCCAGGAUUACAUCCGUUCACCCCAUGCUGAAAGCAUGAGGAAGAGGAACCAGGUGGUGUUUAGCAUGCUGGAGGCCGAAGCCGAAUACGUCCAGCAACUCCACAUCCUGGUCAACAACUUCCUGCGGCCGCUCCGCAUGGCCGCCAGCUCCAAGAAGCCGCCCAUCACUCAUGAUGAUGUCAGCAGCAUCUUUCUUAACAGUGAGACCAUCAUGUUCCUCCAUCAGAUCUUCUACCAGGGCCUGAAGGCCAGGAUAGCCAGCUGGCCGACACUGGUGCUGGCUGACCUGUUUGACAUCUUGCUGCCCAUGCUGAACAUCUACCAGGAGUUUGUGAGGAACCACCAGUACAGCCUGCAGAUCCUGGCCCACUGCAAACAGAACCGAGACUUCGACAAGCUGCUGAAGCAGUACGAGGCCAAACCCGACUGUGAGGAGAGGACACUCGAGACCUUCCUCACUUACCCCAUGUUUCAGAUCCCUCGUUACAUCCUGACGUUGCAUGAGUUGCUGGCUCACACUCCCCAUGAGCACGUGGAGAGAAACAGUUUGGACUACGCCAAGUCAAAACUGGAGGAACUUUCCAGAAUCAUGCAUGAUGAGGUGAGUGAGACGGAGAACAUCAGGAAGAACCUAGCCAUCGAGCGAAUGAUUGUGGAGGGUUGUGAAGUGCUGCUGGACACCAGUCAGACAUUUGUUAGGCAAGGUUCUCUGAUCCAAGUGCCGAUGAGCGAGAAAGGGAAAAUCACGAGAGGCCGACUGGGCUCUCUGUCCCUGAAGAAAGAAGGCGAGAGACAGUGUUUCCUCUUCUCCAAACAUCUCAUCAUCUGUACCCGCGGCUCCGGGGGAAAACUUCACAUCACUAAGAAUGGAGUGGUCUCUCUCAUAGACUGCACACUGAUGGAGGAGCCAGAGGGGACAGACGAUGAGUUAACUGUUGUGUUGGGGGUAGCAAAAGCCAAAGGGGAGCGGAGUGGCCAGGACACAGAGCACUUGGACUUUAAAGUGAUGGUGGAGCCCAAAGAAGGCCAGCCCUACACCGUCAUCCUGGUGGCUUCAUCCCGUCAGGAGAAGUCAGCGUGGACUAGUGACAUCAGCCAGUGUAUUGACAACAUCCGCUGCAAUGGCCUGAUGAUGAAUGCCUUCGAGGAAAACAGUAAAGUCACCGUGCCACAGAUGAUUAAGUCGGACACCAGCUUGUACUGUGAUGAUGUCGACAUCCGCUUCAGCAAGAUGAUGAACUCCUGCAAGGUGCUGCAGAUCCGCUACGCCAGCGUGGAGCGUUUGUUGGAGAGGCUGACUGACCUGCGCUUCCUCUCCAUCGACUUCCUGAACACCUUCCUCCACUCCUACCGCGUCUUCACCAGCGCUGACGUAGUGCUGGACAAGCUCAUCACUAUCUACAAGAAGCCCAUCAGUGCCAUCCCUGCACGUUCUUUGGAGCUUUUCUUUGCUAGCAGCCAGAACAACAAACUCCUCUACGGCGAGCCACCCACGUCGCCGCGUGUCAGCCGCAAGUUCUCCUCCCCUCCUCCUCUCUCCAUCACCAAGACGUCCUCGCCCAACCGCCGUCGCAAGCUUUCGCUCAACAUCCCCAUCAUCACAGGGGGCAAAGCCCUGGACCUGGCUGCACUCAGCUGUUCUCCCAAUGGCUAUGCAAGCAUGCACUCCACCAUGUCACCCUUUAGUAAGACCACCCUCGACAUCAACAAGCUCUAUGUGUCCAGCACCAUGGCCAGCAAAAUCCCAGAUGAGGGAGAGGCCAAAGCCGAAGGCAAGGCUGAGGAGUCUGUCCUCAACAAGCAAGAUCUGUCUGUGAGAGAGGAAUGUGCUGAGGACCCAAGUCAGAGUGACGAAACAGAAGCAGAAAUGUCUCCUCCCAAGUCACCGUCAACACCCAAGAACGUCAAGUCAAAAAACUCUGAGUUUUCCCUGUUUUCCUUCAACAACGGCAUGGUGGUGUCAUCUUGCCGAGAGUUGGACAAUAACCGCAGUGCCCUUUCUGCCGCCUCGGCCUUCGCCAUCGCCACCGCUGGUGCCAACGAAGGCACGCCAACCAAGGAGAAGUACCGUCGUAUGUCGCUCGCCAGCACAGGUUUUCCUACAGACCAGAGGAAUGGGGACAAAGAGUUUGUUAUCAGAAGAGCUGCCACAAACAGAGUCCUGAAUGUGCUGCGUCACUGGGUCUCCAAACACGCGCAGGACUUUGAGCUGAACACAGAGCUGAAGAUGCGGGUAAUUGGCUUCCUGGAGGAGGUGAUGCAUGACCCAGAGCUCCUCACACAGGAAAGAAAGGCAGCUGCCAACAUUAUCAGGACUCUCACUCAGGAGGACCCUGGAGACAACCAGGUCACUCUGGAAGAGAUCACACAGAUGGCCAUGGAGGACUGUAAGACUGAGCCGUUUGACAGCCACUCUGCCCUCGAGAUAGCUGAGCAACUCACACUGCUGGACCACCUGGUCUUCAAGGUCAUCCCAUACGAGGAGUUCUUUGGUCAAGGCUGGAUGAAGAACGACAAGAAUGAGAGAACUCCAUACAUUAUGAAAACAACCAAGCAUUUCAACGAUAUUAGCAACAGGAUCGCCACAGAGAUCCUUCAAUGGGACGAUGUCAACAUGCGAGUGGCAGUGAUCGAGAAAUGGGUGGCAGUGGCCGACAUCUGCCGCUGCCUCCACAACUAUAAUGCCAUGCUGGAGAUCACAUCGUCUCUCAACCGCAGCUCCAUUUUUCGUCUCAAGAAGACCUGGCUCAAAGUCUCCAAGCAGACAAAAACUGUGAUCGACAAGUUACAGAAGCUGGUGUCAUCAGAGGGACGAUUCAAAAACCUGAGAGAAGCUCUGAAGAACUGUGACCCUCCCUGUGUUCCCUACCUGGGAAUGUACCUGACUGACCUGGCCUUCAUCGAGGAGGGAACACCCAACUACACAGAGGACAACCUGGUCAACUUCUCCAAGAUGAGAAUGAUAUCUCACAUCAUCAGAGAGAUACGGCAAUUUCAGCAAACAGCUUACAAGAUUGAUUAUCAACCAAAGGUUGCAAAGUACUUGCUGGACAGCAGUACAGCGCUGGAUGAGGAGAGCCUGUAUGAAGCGUCUCUGAGAAUCGAGCCCAAAACUUCAUCAUGAAGAGGAUCUCUGCCACCCUAAACCCUCAUAUGGAGUGUACAGGAACAAUAUAUCAUAAUGUACAUAUAUUAUUAUUUGUAUUAGACACUGUAGGCUGAUCCCUUCUAGUAUGUGCUCCCCAAUGGACUUGUUGUGUAUAAUCGUUAUUAGAGACUGAGUAGAAGCCCAGAGAGGUUUUAUUUAUAUAGUUACAGAGUAUUUAUAUGUUACUUAUCGUCUUAAAUACCAUUUUAUGAUAAAGUUAUUUUCCACCACAGAAUAAACAGAUGAGAGAGUAUACAGACAUGCUAUUUAGUCAUAUCCUAAUGGGAAUGUGCAGUAUAAAAAUGCUCUCAUUCAUGAGAGAUGGUGGUCACUUUCGACACAUGAUGAUCAACUCCCACUUUUCUGCUCAGAUGUCAAAAUCAAAGAGAGAACUGCACAUAACUGCAGUUGUCUUUAAACAAUUCCCCAUACAAACAUUCUGCAGCCAUUUCUUCAGCCUGUUUGUCCUCAAGUGUAGAUCUUAAAAGUUAAAAAUAAUACAAAUACUCGCUGCAUGAUCAUUUAUUUAAUGUUGUAAUCCUUAAGAUUUCAGUCCUGGUUGAUCUGAAUCCAGCACUGGAAUGGCGGACUCCGCCACUAACACUAAAAACUACUAAUUGCUGAGUGUAAAUACAUUGAAUGGCUAUUGCAGAAAAAAAAUGCCAACCAGAAAUUGCGUCAAAAAUGGGGUUUUAUUUCAUGUUAAGGAUUCAAACUUUAACAUUUAUAAAGUAAGCCACAAAUUUUUCCUCUCAGAGAAAUAAAGGAGGUGAAAAGUGGGACUGCUGUGGUGGCAGAAUCAUGCGCUCUGAUGUUUUAUGUAGCCACUGAAUGACAAAGAGUAGAGAUUUGGAAGAGUUUGAGUUUAACUGAUACAAGAUUACCUGCUGACUUCUGAUUGAGCUGGGACACAUGUUUUCAGUUUGGAGAGAUGGGUUUUUAUGCCUUUUGCUUAUUAUCACCUUACUCCCCUGGUGGGCAACAUGAUGUAUAUACAGUAUAAGCACCGGGCAGUGUAUGUAGCAGAUGUAACCAAUAUUGAGCCACUUCAGGAAGUUAAAUUCCCAGCUUCUUCACUCAGACACUAAGAGCAUAGUUUUUAUGGUUAAUCCUCUUUGGCCAGUGCAUUAUGGUUUUGCCUUAAUCAUGAAAUGGAUUAUAUACCACAAAAGUAUGUAAACUAUUUUGUUCUACGAUUUGCCAAUGAAGCAGAAAUAUUUGCUGUGUACAAUAUUGUGUACAGGCAGUCUGAUGCAUUUCCUAACGUGCAAUGUGUUAAAAACAUAUCCCUCGAAAUGUGUUAUCCUUAUGAUCGUUCAACUCUGUAAUAACUUCUGUGUAUGAUACUUUAAAACAAAUGUUGAAAGCAACUUAUAAGUGUAACACAUUCUGUAUCCUGUCUAUUCCAACGUGUUAGCAGGAACUAUACAGUAGUAACAUUGUGCUUAUUCUUGGAAUAUUUAUAGGUAUUUUUUACAGGCUUUGUAUAUAAAAACACCUAAAGCUUAAGUGGCAGGCAUGUACCACUUCCACGUGUUCAAAUCAAAUCUCUAUAUAGAACCGUAUGUGUACUGUAUUUACACCCCACCCUUGCACAUUAAUCUUUACCCUCUAAAAGGCACAUCAAAUGUUUGCAGUGAGCAAUACCCAGUGGUAUGAGAAUUAUCUUUAAGUCUAGUUCAACAGCUUGAGUGGUAUUUCCAGUUUUGUAUAAAAGUGUAUUCUUUCCUGAUUACCUCUUGUUAAUAAAUCUAUUCUUUCUCAGGGGGA
Molecule: messenger RNA, 5919 nt
Organism: Siniperca chuatsi (mandarin fish)
Lineage: Eukaryota; Metazoa; Chordata; Actinopteri; Centrarchiformes; Sinipercidae
Product: ras-specific guanine nucleotide-releasing factor 1-like
Exons: 28
Coding region: 325-4125 (1266 amino acids)
Biological process (GO): positive regulation of GTPase activity; Ras protein signal transduction
Cellular component (GO): plasma membrane
Molecular function (GO): guanyl-nucleotide exchange factor activity; protein binding
Source: RefSeq, a predicted model, not a curated record